Macaca mulatta (Rhesus monkey) is the source of this 6713-nucleotide messenger RNA. It is a transcript of the gene CDKL2, whose product is annotated as cyclin dependent kinase like 2. Gene Ontology annotation, molecular function: protein serine/threonine kinase activity; ATP binding. Gene Ontology annotation, biological process: protein phosphorylation. Lineage: Eukaryota; Metazoa; Chordata; Mammalia; Primates; Cercopithecidae. The record is from RefSeq and is a predicted model, not a curated record. Gene Ontology annotation, cellular component: nucleus.
GAGACAGAGUCUCACUGUGUCACCCAGGCUGGUGUGCAGUGGUGCACUUGGUUCACUGCAACCUCAGCCUCUCGGGGAAUCAAGCAAUUCUACCUCAGCCUCCCAAGUAGCUGAGAUUACAGGCGCCCACAACCAUGCCCAGCUAAUUUUUGUAGUUUUAGUAGAGACGGGGUUUCACCAUGUUGGCCUGGCUGGUCUUGAACUCCUGACCUCAGGUGAUCCGCCCACCUCGGCCUCCCAAAGUGCUGGGAUUACAGGCAUGAGCCACGGCAUCUGGCUGAAAUUGUUUUCUAAAGCAUCACUUGUUUGCCAAAUCCAGUAUUUUCAGUCUUUAUCCUUUGGUUCCCUGUGAGGUAUGAAUGGACCGUUUAAGCUUCUAGGCCUCUUGCAUGAAGGGGCCUUAAAAGGUUAUAUGGUUGCAUAUGAUUAUAAAAUUGCAAAAGUAAAAUAGUUUUGCGCUCUUGUUUUUGAGCCUCAGGCCCAACAAAAUUGAAUCUACCCCCAUACAAAAGAAGUUCAUCAGAGUCUCUUAUAGCCUAUAGAGGUACCAAAAUGGGACAAGGUUUCUCACAACUUGGUCACAGAUAAGGAUAGAGCUAAUUGCUACAUUAAGACUCACAUCUUGAAUUGACCAAAUAAUUCUAUUCAAAGACAUAACUAGACCUCAGGUCUGGUUCUCAAUUAUUAAGGUUCAGGAACUAGAUUUGAAGCAGUUUGACCAAGGUAAUUAACCACUGGGAGAUUAAUGCAAACUAACCAAACUCACAAAAGACUAUAAAAAGAAUGUCUAUUUCUUAAUGUACAAGAAAGAAUCAAUACCUUAACAUUAAUUAUUAAUACCUUAAUAUUGACUAGGGUAUAUGGUAGACAUUUGUCUGCUAUCCAGAACACUCUAUUCCCUAAAUCAAAGUAGUUUAGAGACCAAAAUGAUCACGAAACGUUUAGUUAUCAUGAUUGAAAGUAAAAUAUUACUGGCCUUAUGGCCUCCUCGCUGCCUCAGAUCCCCUGAAAAUGGGGAAGGCUCUGUUCCUGUGUGAUUUAAGCCUGUGCAUGAUUCUGACCUACCAGUCUUGCUCAGUCAUGGAUUGAGCUGCAUUUUUACAUUUAAGGCAAGUUUUAUGGCAAGCCCUAACUCCACCCCAUUUGGCUGCCAUACGCGGAUGUUGUGCGUGUCCUCCAGAUCCCCAGCCAUCCCAGCACUUUCCCAUUCCACUCAUUCCCUCUCUUCCCCUUCCUCCAUCUCAAAGUGUUUUCCCUCACUUUCAAUGGCCAGACUGGCCUCCCCAAGGGCCCUCCUAACAUCAGGUCUGUCAUCACCUACCUUCUUCCACUUGCCUCGCCUACUAAUCAUCACCUCCUAGACUAUCACCGUCAUCUCCUACCUGGCUCACACUGGCCCCACCGCCCAGAACGGAAAGGAAGCUUGGAAUCGCUGUCAGGCCGCGCCUUCGCGACUCAGGGGGCCUGGGCCCUCCCCUGCCCAGCGGCGUGGCUGUGAGGGAAACCGUAUCGCAUUUUGCAUAGUCUUCGCAGUCCUACAUAACCGCCACCUUUACCCUUCGCGUGGGCAUCACAAUCGCCUCCUUCCCCUGGCGAAGGCAGAAACGCGCCUCCUGACGAGAACCAAGGCGUGUGGGGACGCAGGGCCUCUGCGUGUCAGGGAGCAGAACCUGGGCCGAGCCCUAGGUGAAGGGGCGGGGUGGUUGGCCCUGAACCAAUCAUGGCUCGUGACGACACGGCUCGGCCAAUCAGAACAAGGGAGGCCUGGGGCACUCGGGGCGGUGAGGAACCGCCCCCUUCCAGCUCCGCGGCCAACGCCUUCGCCCAGAGGUAGUUGGAGCCGUGCAGGUUCCCAGACUCCAGGUACUGGGCGCCUUACGAGCUGGGAGGUGCUGCCUCUCACCCAGCUAAUUGCUCUCUAGCCCUUGGCCUUCACAGGCGUUGAUGCCUGCCGUGAACGCAUUCUGACCUGUGCUGUAUCUCUCUCCCAAGACUUUGUGCCUAUGGUUGGGGACAGAGUGAGGUCGUUGCCUUGACGACGACAGCAUGCGGCCGGAGGUCCUCCUAAGUGUGAGCUUGCGGCGGACGGAGGCCCACCUGCCUCCCUGCCUGCUUCGCCCUGGACUCGUGACUGCGUCCGCAGAAGAAAUCACAACAGCGCUGGAAUUGCUAGUUUGCUAGGCAGCAUCUUUUGGACCUGCGAGCGAUAUGCAUUUCACCUCAAAUUUGUUUCCAAGUUGAAAACCUUUGGGUCUUUCUAUGCGAACGGAUUGAAGAAACGCAAAAAGUGUCUACUGACUUUAAGUUAAAAUGGAAAAAUAUGAAAACCUGGGAUUGGUUGGAGAAGGGAGUUAUGGAAUGGUGGUGAAGUGUAGGAAUAAAGAUACUGGAAGAAUUGUGGCCAUAAAGAAGUUCUUAGAAAGUGACGAUGACAAAAUGGUUAAAAAGAUUGCAAUGCGAGAAAUCAAGUUACUAAAGCAACUGAGGCAUGAAAACUUGGUGAAUCUCUUGGAAGUGUGUAAGAAAAAAAAACGAUGGUACCUAGUCUUUGAAUUUGUUGACCACACAAUUCUUGACGACUUGGAGCUCUUUCCAAAUGGACUAGACUACCAAGUAGUUCAAAAGUAUUUGUUUCAGAUUAUUAAUGGAAUUGGAUUUUGUCACAGUCACAAUAUCAUACACAGAGAUAUAAAGCCAGAGAAUAUAUUAGUCUCCCAGUCUGGCGUUGUCAAGCUAUGCGAUUUUGGAUUUGCGCGAACAUUGGCAGCUCCUGGGGAGGUUUAUACUGAUUAUGUGGCAACCCGAUGGUACAGAGCUCCAGAACUAUUGGUUGGUGACGUCAAGUAUGGCAAGGCUGUUGAUGUGUGGGCCAUUGGUUGUCUGGUAACUGAAAUGUUCAUGGGGGAACCCCUAUUUCCUGGAGAUUCUGAUAUUGAUCAGCUAUAUCAUAUUAUGAUGUGUUUAGGUAAUCUAAUUCCAAGACAUCAGGAGCUUUUUUAUAAAAAUCCCGUGUUUGCUGGAGUAAGGUUGCCUGAAAUCAAGGAAAGAGAACCUCUUGAAAGACGCUAUCCUAAGCUCUCUGAAGUGGUGAUAGAUUUAGCAAAGAAAUGCUUACAUAUUGACCCUGACAAAAGACCCUUCUGUUCUGAGCUCCUACACCAUGAUUUCUUUCAAAUGGAUGGAUUUGCUGAGAGGUUUUCCCAAGAACUACAGUUAAAAGUACAGAAAGAUGCCAGAAAUAUUUCUUUAUCUAAAAAAUCCCAGAACAGAAAGAAGGAAAAAGAAAAAGAUGAUUCCUUAGGUGAAGAAAGAAAAACACUUGUGGUACAGGAUACCAAUGCUGAUCCCAAAAUUAAGGAUUGUAAACUAUUUAAAAUAAAAGGCUCAAAAAUUGAUGGAGAAAAAGCUGAAAAAGGCAAUAGAGCUUCAAAUGCCAGCUGUCUCCAUGACAGUAGGACAAGCCACAUCAAAAUAGUGCCUUCAACAAGCCUCAAAGACUGCAGCAAUGUCAGUGUGGACCACACAAGGAAUCCAGGCGUGGCAAUUCCCCCGCUUAUGCACAAUCUUUCUGCAGUUGCUCCCGGUAUUAAUUCUGGAAUGGGAACUGCGACUCUACCAAUUCAGAGUUACAGAGUGGAUGAGAAAACUAAGAAGUGUUCUAUUCCAUUUGUUAAACCGAACAGACAUUCCCCAUCAGGCAUUUAUAACAUUAAUGUGACCACAUUAGUCUCUAGUGAAAAAAGCCUCUUUCGGGCAAGUAAGAAAAGAAGGGAGUACUCCAGGACAGAUGUCCAUUUGCCUGAACUAAACUAUAAUCAUCUCCCUGAACUAAGAGCAUUGGAAGGCACAGCUCGAAAUUCCAGGCUAACAAAGAAAGAGAGCAAAAUUCUUUCAGAAUCUCGAAUUCCUUCUCUGGCCGCUAUUGACCUGCACACCCCCAGUAUUACAUUACAUCAGGUAUCAGGACCUCCCCUGUCAGAUGAUUCAGGGGCUGAUUUGCCUCAAAUGGAACACCAGCACUGAGAACCAUUUUGGUUCUGAACUGGAUGCUGCUCUUGCACUUGAGAUGACAUCUUCUUGCAGCAAGAGUGCUGAUAUCCCAAGAGGAGAGAUUCAUGGUUUUGAUCAUUUCCUUCUGAACUGCCUGCAUUUUCUAAGGAAGGCCUUCUAGAAUAAGGAAAGACAAAGACUUCCAAAUGUUUCAAAGGAAGAUUGAACAAAUGGCCCUCCUCAAAUGUUAUCCCAUUACCUUUCACGUCCACCGAUGCUAUUUCAAGAUAUAUCCAGUGGAAGAACAGUGAUACGGUUCUUGUUACAUGAAUGUGUAUUUACUGUUAGAAGAUUGUAUAUUUUAAGUUACCCAUGAUUAAAAGUGAGUAAAAAAGGGGGACAGAGAGAAAUAUUAUAAAAGGCCAUGUUACUCAUGCAUUGAACUUUGUGUGUUUUCUGUAUAAAUGUGUACAUUUAUUUAGGAGUGGGUUUGGUGGGGGUAGGUGAUAAUCAUUAGGAUCAGUUGAAGAAAACUGAAGAAACUAGGAUCAGUAAGAGAAACUGUUUGCUUUGCCCGAAUUUAACUAUGAAAACACACUUAAAAAUCUUACGUGUUUCUAGAUAUUAAGGGAAUAUGUAACUCCUGUCCAUGGGUAGACGUGUAUCUUUGGUUUCUGUACUUAUUGUUGAUGUUCUAUCAGUAUAUUAUGAGACUGACCUCUCUGCUGAUCUUCUAAGAACCACACUAAUGCAAGCUUGACAGAGAAACCUCUUUCGAAUGACUUACUACCACUCUGGCAUUGGCUAGUUCUCUGUAUUAUAAGAUUCUGGUGCUAAUGUUCCAUACGGAAUUGAUCAGGACUGAUUACUCUUCUGUGAACCAAUUGCUAUUGAACCACCCAGCUGAAGAGGCUUUGGGGAGAGAAUGUUCAUGAUUAUGGACUCCACUUUUGUCCCCUGGUAGUUUAUGGGUGAUACUAGAAUCCAGAGAAGUUCCUGUCUCCUUGUGACCUCAAACACUUAGGCCUUCUCAAAAACUUUCCACCAAGGUGCAAAAUCAUUUACCUACAUUCCACACAUCUUUUCCAAUGCAUGGAUCCAGAACUUUUUAGGUGGGAGGAAUAAACCAAGUUGGCUACAGAUUCUUGAUUUCUGGGUUUCUAGCCAUGCUCUGCUUUAUCAUUUUAGAGAAUGGUUGUUUAAGGAACCAGAAUUUGUGUGAGUUUUUUUUUUUUGCCUUAACCAGUUAAUAGUGUGUUGCUUUUUUCCCAAAGCCAUUGACUAGAACUUAGCUGAAGAAUUUAACUAGGACUUUUCUUUUUCACUCUGAGGAGCUUAAUAUUGAAAUUCUGACCUUGGAUAUUUAAGCCUCAAAAGAGUAGGAUAUUCAAGAGGAGGCAAAUAAGGGGUUUCAAUGUACAAGUCUAUUUGGUGGUGAAAUUAAAAUUUGGUCUUGAUUUAAAAGCUCUACUUUUAAUCUGUGACCAGGUGUUUGACUACAUUAGUAUGGCUAACAUGCUGAAAAAACUAGAGUAUCGGCAUUAAUAGGCUUCAUAUUAAAAUGUUACUAUUUUAUUUUUACUUUGAAAAACACUGCCAGUAGAUUCUGCAGCAUGGCCAGCAGGUAAUACUUAAAGCCAAAUGGCGCUUCGGCUUAUUUCAAUACUAUUUUUAUGUAAAGAUCAGUGUGAACAUAACAGCUCAAUGGUUGAGGUUCUAGGAUCAAUUACCUUACAGUUUUUAUAUUAGCUUUUGAUAUCUUUUGCCUAUUAAAACACCUUGUGAACUUUAGAAUUAAGGAACUAAAAAUUAUUUACUAUAAGUCCAAGUUACGACUUGAGGAUUGUAUCUAAUUAGAACUGUGGCAGAACUACUAGAAAAAGAAGAUUCUGCAAAUUGGUUUCAGUGGUUCUUGAUGUAAUCAUAAUCAUCAACAAUAAUAGAUAUUGAAUCAAAGUCAUCCUUUUUUUAAGUUUAAGGUUAUUUAGUUUCUCUUGCAAGGAUAUGAUUUAGUCACACACUAUAGGGAAUAUGUGUAUGUACUGUUGGGGAGCAGUGGGCUUGCUGUGUGUAUGUAUGUUUUAAAAUUAAUAAAUAUUAUCUUACUGGGCUCCAUAGAUGGUUUUAGUUUAGAUUUAUUUAAUUAAGAGGCUAUAAAUAAUAUAUACACUACUGUAUGGUAUUUAACAAAUAAGUUUGAAAUCUGUUAAUUCUUCUUGAAAACUUUGGAUGUAGGGGUGACAAGCUAAUUUUCUUGUAUAACUGGUGAUAUAAGCAGCAUGGUCAUAAAACAACAUUUCUUGUGAAGACUAACUGGUAAAAGUUUUGACAGAACCUGGUUUUCCUGACCGAGAAUCCCUUGCUUGCUUAGAAUAUCUGACUUCCCAUUGAAAUGGAACAUAGAAAAUGUGUUUUCUUAUGUGUCUCUCAUUAUUGGUUCCUCUAUCUUAGUUGUGCUAAAAUAUAAGGCUGGACUUGUAAUACACUAUGUAUCAGACUAGAUUGAAAAAUGUGAUCCAUUUGUUUUCUAAGCCCUCCUCUAUAUAAUUGAACCACUGUCAGGGGAUUAGAGAAGAAACAGAGCACUGCUCCUAAGACUUUAGGCUAGUCUUAGUGAAAUGGACUAAAUGGAUUUUUCUCUGUUGUUUUUUGCAUUAAGUGUUUUUGCACUAGAAGAGGGUGCUUAACACUCCUCUAUAUCAAUAAAAAAUUUUGUUCUCACA